Messenger RNA from Loa loa (African eye worm), 597 nucleotides. RefSeq lists its product as hypothetical. Lineage: Eukaryota; Metazoa; Nematoda; Chromadorea; Rhabditida; Onchocercidae. The record is from RefSeq and is a predicted model, not a curated record. Bases 1 to 597 code for a protein of 198 amino acids. The transcript has 3 exons.
AUGGGCAAAAUCAACGAGAUACAUGAACUGGGAAAAUGGCAUCAGACGAACGACAGUUGGCUCAACAACAUAGAAGAGAUCAGUAGUAUGUCCCAGCAGAGUGCCACGAAAGAGCUAGGCAAGUCGAUUACUGAAACUUGCGUAGGAAAAAUAAAAUGCUUUUAUUGCUGUUCUGGCUACAAUAGCGUUUCAUGUAAGAAACGCAACGAAGCAAAGAAGCAAAGCAAAAAUUUCAAGAAUGGUGAAGGAGCAAACGGAAGCCGAAAAAGACUGGCGGCCGCAGUUGCGGAUGAUGAAAUCCUGGAAUCGUAUAUGAUGUGGAAAGAAGGCAGGUGGGGAAAUCCAUAUUUAUUAUUAGGAAUAGAAGAGAUUGCGGAUUUGAUCAUUCGUAAUUCCAUAAAGCAUCUGCCAGGAUGGAUGGUUGUUGAGACAGAAAUAGGGGUGGUAAAAGGCGGCAAACAGAAAGAGGCACAAGAUAAUGAUAAAGGAAACGGAGGUGGCGAGUUAUAUGAAUUUCAAACAAUUACAAGCAUUACAAAAAAAGAGUCGCAAAUCCACAUGGACCAGAUUGAACAAAUGUCGGAAUUAAGGAUUUAA